This is a messenger RNA of Triticum turgidum subsp. durum (durum wheat), 450 nucleotides long. The record is from the annotation of a GenBank genome assembly. NCBI's taxonomy places the organism in Eukaryota, Viridiplantae, Streptophyta, Magnoliopsida, Poales, Poaceae.
AUGUCUACAGCACCCGCUCCAGCCCACGCAUCGUUCGCCGAGAGCGUAGAGUACAGCAAGAUGGCGCCUAGCACUCGUAGGGCCAGUGUCAUCCUCGUCGUGGGGAUGCUCCUCGCGUCUGCCAUGGCAGCGGUGGCGGCCGACGCAGCGGAGGCCGAGGCCGCGGCUGAGGUGUCGUGCGGGGACGCGGUGAGCGCGCUGAUCCCGUGCGGGUCGUUCCUGGUGGGCGCCGUCGCCGGGGCGCCGAGCGAGAGCUGCUGCCGCGGCGCGCAGGGGCUGCGGAGGAUGGCGGGAACGCCGGGCGCGCGCCGCGCGCUCUGCAGGUGCCUGGAGCAGUCCGGCCCGUCCUUCGGCGUGCUCCCGGACCGCGCCCGGCAGCUUCCCGCGCUCUGCAAGCUCGGCAUCUCCAUCCCCGUCAGCCCCCACACCGACUGCGACAAGAUACAGUGA